Cyprinus carpio (common carp) is the source of this 2689-nucleotide messenger RNA. Its product is annotated as tetraspanin-12-like. Gene Ontology annotation, cellular component: membrane. Lineage: Eukaryota; Metazoa; Chordata; Actinopteri; Cypriniformes; Cyprinidae. The record is from RefSeq and is a predicted model, not a curated record.
GACACUAACGCGUUUGGAGUGAAAGUAUCUUACAAGCACAAGUUAAACACAACACUUAUGGAAAGGCGAGGUACACACAGCUGGACCUGACUGGAGUAUAUACGUCUGGAAUUACUGCGACAGUGAAUGGAUCGCAGCGAAAACGCCUGACUCGCGCGCAGCUCCGUUAGGAUUAUUAAUAUGAUUUUAAAUUGCAGGCGCAGCUAAGUUUUUUAGGUGUUUCCUGCAACUUCAUGCUGAACAAAAUGUAAAGGGACCGUCAGUGUAGUGCCUUCCAAACCUCGUACGUUUUUCUUUUUCCAUCCUCCAGGGAUUUUGUUUGAUGUGAAAUAUGUACUGAGUGAUCAAUUCAAUCACACUUCAAGAGGAGAAACCUGCAACCUGUUGCUCUUUUUAAAAAUCACAUGUUGCUUCUUAAGCAUCCUACGGAUAUUUAUAACACUAUAUUAAGACAUUCUGGAUGCGCGCUGAACGCGCAAAUGGACUUAUGACAUGCGGUUAUGGUGCCAUGGUGGCAGAAGUUAAAAUGAGGUCUUUUGGCGAGCAGUUGGUGCGCUCAGAAUGGCCCGGGAGGAUUCGGUGAAGUGUCUGCGCUGUCUGCUCUACGCGCUCAACUUUCUCUUCUGGCUUAUGGCCCUGUGUGUGCUGGGAGUGUCCGCCUGCCUCAGGGAUCACCUGAACAAUGUGCUCACCUUAACCGCCGACACCAGACUGGAGGAGGCAGCCAUUCUCACAUACUCCCCCGUCGUCCAUCCUGUCGUCAUCGCCGCGUGCUGUUUUCUAAUCAUCGUGGCUAUGGUGGGCUACUGUGGCACGCUCAAGUGCAAUCUGCUUCUACUGUCUUGGUAUUUUGGCAGUCUGAUGGUGAUAUUCUGCGUGGAGCUGGCCAGCGGAGUGUGGACGUAUGACGAGCCUAUGGUACAGAGGUCUGAUAUGAUAAGUCUAAAGUCUCGUAUGCCUCAUUUCGGCCUGCAGCGCUACCAGUGGCUCACACAUGCCUGGAACGCUUUACAAACAGAGUUAAAGUGUUGUGGAGUGAUCUACUUCACUGACUGGCUGGAAAUGACAGAGAUGGAGUGGCCACCUGACUCCUGCUGCUCCAAUCAGUAUCCAGGAUGUGCCCGCCACGCCCACUACCAUGACCUCAGUGACCUUUACCAGGAGGGUUGUGGUCCCAAGAUCUACAGUUUUAUCCGUGGCACCAAACAGCUGCAGGUGCUGAGGUUUUUGGGCGUGUCGAUUGGCGUGGCUCAGAUCUUAGCCAUGACGUUGACUGUGACACUCCUAUGGGCUCUUUAUUAUGACCACAAACCACCUGACCCAGCAUCCCCAGAUGCUUUAAUCCACACGCACAGCUCCUCAGAAGAUGCCCUGAAGCCCAGCCACUCACAUCCACGAGUGCCUGAGGCCUGGGCCAAUGCACCCGCUAAUGGACACACCCAGUUUGAGAUGGAGGAACUUUCCUAGCAGUGACUUCACGGUGACCCAUCGGUUACUUCAACACCGCGGAGACACUAAAAAUGACACUGAAUGGAUCGGACAGCAGCAGCUGAACUGGACCAGAAAAUAGACCUUGUGGAUUAUGAAGUAGUUCUGGGUGCCUCGAUAAUAAGAUUUAGAUGGUGUGAACAGUUUUAGAGAAAACUUUAUAUACCUGUGGAUAAAGCAGCUUUUGUGGUCAUCACAUGGAAGAUGAAGAGGAUUUACUGUGUUCUUCCUGAAUAAAGCCACUGCCUCUGUCUCUACAGACUUGAAUUCUCCUGAGGGAGGCUUCUGGAAUGAACCGUUUUCGCUUUUUUUCUUCUUUCCUCUCAGUGAAAUGCCCCAUCACCACUUACACUGACCUAGUUGAUGCACACUAUGAUUUUGGCCACUAUUUUGCCAUGUGAGACAAGAAUUGUAAAAGAUUUAUUUAAUCAUAGUCCAAAAUCAAUUUGCAUUAUGGCAUUCUCUUCAUGUUAUGAUCACAAUUUACCUCACAUUUGUUCAGAAGAAUUCACAAAUUCCUUCUUUCACCAAGCUACGUCAGACUUCAAACACUCCGACUUUUAUUCUCCUUUACUAGCAUAAAGGUUUGUGUGACUUUUACACAAGAUCUCACCUAGCUCAUAUUGUGAAAUCUGACACACACAAAAUAGUGUAUGUAUGUAUAUGUGUGUGUGUGUGUGUGUGUGUGUGUGUGUGUGUGUGUGUGUGUAUAUAUAUGUAUGUGUAUAUAUAUUAUGCACACACAUGGAAACACACAUGGAGACAAGUUUGAGUCUUAAUGUACAUCGUGAAGUUACUAGGAUACUUUUGUGCAGAUUUUCAUGUCUUAAUUUAACAGCUCCGUGAUAAGAUUCAAAUGGACUGCUGCAUUAAAGAGUGUUUUAGAUCUCAAAAGUAGUAUGAAUUUUCUAUGCAGUAAUAGUCUGCAGAUAAAAUACGUUAUAAUAGGGUUAAACUCUGCUGAAAGUUUGAGAAACCUCUUGCAUGUGAAUCACAGUGCAUUAAACACGUCGAGAUAAUGUUACUCAAAGUGUGUGUUUGUUCACAGCCACAUUUCAGCUAAACUAACAUGUACACUGAGAAGUUAAUUUAUUAGUUUGUUUAUUUUUUUAUCAUGGAUGAAUCAAAUGAGGUUGAGGAUGAGGUCUUGAACACCAACCAGUUUAGGGUUGGACAAUAAAAAUAGAUGUAUUAAACAGUA